Rotaria sp. Silwood1 is the source of this 3102-nucleotide messenger RNA. NCBI's taxonomy places the organism in Eukaryota, Metazoa, Rotifera, Eurotatoria, Philodinida, Philodinidae. The record is from the annotation of a GenBank genome assembly.
AUGAAUCAACAAAAGAGAAUCAAUGAUUUGAUAGAGAUAGGUCGUCAGAGAAAGAAGAAAAGAUUAGAUUUACAACGUAAAAAUUACAAAUAUCAUACUGAUUUAGCAAAGAAUAUUGUUGAAAGUUUCACUACAACAGCUAACCAUUUCAUAGUUGAAGAAGAAAAUGAUGAAUUUAAAUGGAAUGAUUCAAUUAGUACUUUGUACAAUAAUACAAAUGGAACAGGUAGUUCCAUUAUCACAAAUUAUGAUCCAUAUUUACACGGUGAAUAUUUACAAGAUGUAAAUAAUAGUGCAUUUUUUACGUCAAAAGCAAUUGUUCAAGAGCAAGAAUUAACAUCCAGCAAUAGUUCAAAUUAUUUGAAUAGGGAUAACAGUAAAACAUUUGAAAGUUUUACAAUUCAAACUGAAGAUCAUAUGAACAAUUGGUUCAAUCAAAGCAAGUAUUGAUUUAAUUUAAAUUAUCCAUUAUUUUUAUUUUAGAUGAUAACCACAGUAGAUCCAAAUAAAGUAAGCAUUUUUUUACUUUAAAUCAGUUAUUUAUUUUUAUUUUAGACAACAACAACGAUUAAGCCAGACACAAUAAACAUUCAUUUAAUAAAAGAUUUUUUUUUACAUAAUUUGAUGUAUUUAGUGGAUUUAUUGGUUUAUGAAUUAAAAUCAAAAUUAUUUAUUUAUUUCGACCGAUCAUUUAGUCAAUUGAUUGUUUAUACAUUAAGAUUCAAAUUAUUAAUUUACUUAUUUAUUUAUAUCAAUUGGUGUAUUUAGUGGAUUUAUUGGUUAAGUAUUAAAAUUAAAAUUAUUUAUUUAUUUCAAUUGAUGUAGCUAUAUAAAUUUAUUGUUUAUUAAUUAAAACCAAAAUUGUUUAUUUAUUUGAUUUGAUUCGUUUAUGUCACUUUAUUGGUUAUGGAUUAAAAUUAAAUUUAUUUAUUUAAAUUGAUGCAUUUGUCGAAUUUAUUGAUUAUGAAAUAAAAUUAUAAUUAUUUAUUUAUCUAAGUUGAUGCAUUUAUGAGAAUUUAUUGAUUAUGAAUUGAAAUUUUAUUUAUUUAUUUAUUUAUAUUGAUGCAUUUGUGAGAAUUGAUUGAUUAUGAAAUAAAAUUUUAUUUAUUUAUUUAUUUAUUUAUAUUGAUGCAUUUAGUGAAUUUAUUGGUUAUGGUAUGAAAUUAUAAUUAUUUAUUUAUUGAUAUUGAUGCAUUUAUGAGAAUGUAUUGAUUAUGGAUUAAAAUUAAAAUUACUUAUUUGAUUUAAUGGAUUUAUUGAAUUUGAUGGUUAUAAAUUAAAAUUAAAAUUAUUUAUUUACUUAAUUUGAUACAUUUAGUCAAGAUAAUUUUAAUUCAUCAAUAUUAUAUUGACUAAAUCUAUCAAAUUAAGUAAAUAAAUAAUUGUGAUUUGUUGCAUUUAUGUGUGCUUAAGAUAAAACACUGCCUGAGAAAGGAAGGUAUAGAACCCGAAGGGAAGAAAAUGAGGUAUAUAACGUUGUCGGAAGCUCUAAAGGAUCUUGUAUGAAUCUUAUAAGAUCGUACAAGGACUGACAUUAAGAUCGUACAAGAAUCGUACAGUACGAUUUCAUCUGAAAUGGUGGCUUUGAGGUAAUCGUACAAAAUCGUACAAGAUCAUAUACGAUUUUCAUACGAUCUUGUAUGAACGUACAAGAUCGGCGUACGAUCUUAUACGACUCUUACAAGAUCAUAUAAGAUCGUACAAUCGGAUUCUUUCACCUGGGAAGUGUUUGAAAGUGAAAAUUUUAGAAAUGAACGAGAGUUUUUUGUUUUUUUGAGUUAAAUAAAGAAAUAUUUUUAGUUUUUUUAAAUUUUUAUUGUUUUAUAAUAAAUAAUACGAUACGUGAUACAAAUAAUUGUUUGAGAAGCGACUCGUUUCGAAUUCUCUUCAGGCUAUGAAUGAAUGACUAUCUAUUUCUCUUUCCUUUCCAUUUAUACUACUCUCGUCCAAUAGGAAUUUUUCUUCUUAAUGGAGGCCACUAUUCUCAUUGGAGGGGGAUAGAUGUCGUUCUUUUCUUUCCAUUUCUAUCUUUUUCUCAGUAUUUUUUCAGUAUAUUCUAACUCGUAGGGGCAAUCUCGAUAGUGUUGGUGCCAAGGAGGGACUAAGCUCAAAAUAUCCCUUUCACAUGAAAAAGGUUCACACAAUUAUAAAAUUAUAAAAAUACAGAAAACAACAAAAAAACAAAGAACGAAGUGAAGAACUGAAAACAAUAUAGGGUCAGGUCCUUCGUUGUUGUCGUCGAUAUUAUUGACGACUCUAUAAUAGAAAAUGAAAAAAAAGGGGGAGGGGGAUCCGUACUACCUUAUUCUAUUCUUGUUCUAAUUCUUCUACCAGUGCCUUAACUGCCGUCUUAGGUGGUUUCUUGUAAACUAGUAUCUUUUUUAAGUUAUCCGUUAAUCUAUGGGCAAAAAUAACUGGGAUAUCACUUAGUGGGGUAUCUUCAAAGAUCUCUUGCCAGAUAUGGUGGAAUCUCGAGCCGAAACAUGCCAAGCUGGGGGUAUAAGUAAAGUGGAGCAUAAUAUCUUUAUUAAAGUUAACCCCGAGUUUGUCUUUUUUAUUCCAUUCUGCAUCUAAGACCUUAUCUCUAUAGGGUGUGGGUGUGGGUGUGGGGUGGGUGUGUGGGUGUAGGUGUGGGUGUGGGUGUGGGUGUGGGUGUGGGUGUGGGUGUGGGUGUGGGUAUGGGUGUGGGUGUGGGUGUGGGUGUCGGUGUGGGUGUCGGUGUGGGUGUGAGUGGGUUACCGGAUCUUCACCAAUAAAACUUUCGCCAAAUAGCACUUUCGUCAAUGACGAAAGUCCAGGGAUAUAUUGGCAAGAAUCUACUGUACUUUCGCCGAUUGUCGAAAUUCCAGAGGGCGUAUUAGCGAAAGUACAGUGGACUUCCGCCAACUGCCACAAAACAAUAUUAACAUAGAAUAUAUGUGAGUUUAAUUCACAAUACAAUUGGCGAAAUUCCACGAGAGAUGUUGGCGAAAGUACAGUGAACUUUCGCCAAUUGGCGAUAUUCCAGUGUGUCUAUUGGCGAAAGUAUAGUGGAGUUUCGCCAUUGGCGAAAGUUUUAUUGGCGAAGGUCCGGAAUCCCGUGCGAGUGUGGGUGGGGGUGGG